AUGGAGGAAGAACAGCGUCGUUUCUCGCAACUGUUCGAGGUUGCGGGUACCGCGUUUCCAUCGUCAGGGCAUGGUCAGCCCAUCCUGCCGAACGCAGCGCCGUUGGAUCACCAUCUAGGAGCAGCGCCAAUCCAGCAUCCGCCAUCGCUCUCGAUAGCGUCCCCGAACCAUCAUCCGCCAUCGCUCUCAAUGCCGUCUACAAGCCAGUAUCCGCCGCCGCAGUCGAACGCGCCUUAUAACGGUGAGCCCUCUAUGUUACAAUUAAUCCAGCUUAUGCAGCAGUUUAUGGCCAAGUUGGAGCAGCAGCAGCCGGUAUCACAACCGCAGAUUGCAGCUCAGCAUCAUCCGGUAUCAGAACCACAGAUGGCAUCAGAGCCACAGCAGCAGCAACAAGGGGGCCCAUCCAAUCCGGAACAAAUCCUUGACUCGUUGGCGAGAAACAUCACCGAAUUCCACUUCGAAGCCGACGUCGGUAUAACGUUCGAGAAGUGGCACUCGCGCUACGAAGAUUUGUUCAGCAGGGACGCUGCAAGGAUUGACGAUGCAGCGAAGGUGAGAUUGCUCUUGCGGAAGCUGGGCCCAUUGGAGCACGAAAGGUAUGUGAAUUAUAUCCUACCCCGUAAUCCGCGUGAUUUUACACUCGAGGCAACUGUAGAGCGGCUGAAAUCUUUAUUCGGGAAGUCGGAAUCGCUUUUAAGUAAGCGCCACAAAUGUAUGCAGCUUGUGAAGACCAAAUCAGAAGAUUUCCUCGAAUACGCAUGUCGCGUGAACCGGGCGUGUGAGGAUUUUAAAUUAGCCCGCUUGACCGAGGAGCAAUUUAAGUGCUUAAUUUUUGUAUGCGGUUUGAAAGAGGAAUGCGAUAAAGACUUUCGAGUCAAAAUACUAACUCGAAUUGAACGGCGGGCUGACAUAACAUUAGAGCAGAUAUCCGAAGAGUGUAACCGCAUUUCUAAUUUAAAGAAGGAAAAUGCGAUGAUCGGUGGGGGGACGGAAGAGCGUGUGCUGGUAGUAAAAAAUGGAGAGCGCAGCCAUGACAGUUUGAACGGGAAAGGAUCGCGCUCGCGUCGCGUGUAUCGCGAUGACCGGUCAAGGAGCGACAAGCCAAGUAACGCUUGUUGGCUAUGCGGUGGCAUGCAUUGGGUGAAGGAUUGUCCGAAAUCUAGUCAGAAAUGUCGAAAAUGCGGCGAAGCUGGUCAUGGAGAAGAUCGCUGCCGCAAGCAAAAGCCUCGUGCGGGUCGAAGAAGAUACCACCCAUCGCGUUUUACCAGAACCGUGCGAGUGUGCAGUGUACGAGCCAGUCGUAAAUUUGUACAAAUCUCCAUCAAUGGAGUGAGCAUCCGAUUGCAGUUAGACACUGGUUCAGAUAUUUCCAUCAUAGGGCAGACUGCAUGGGAAAAUUUAGGGAAGCCAUCAUUGGUGAAGCCAACUGUGAGUGCAAAAACCGCUUCUAACGAGAGACUGAAGCUGCUGGGCGAGUUCGAAGCAGAUAUCACAAUAUGCGAUACUACCAAACCGGCGAUCAUCCGCGUGGCCCAGGUGGACUUGCUUUUACUGGGAGCAGAUUUGGUAGAUCGUUUUGCUCUUGGUUCCGUUCCCAUGGACAAAUUUUGCGCCAAAAUAUCGACCAAUACGAAUAUUCCGAAAGCGUUGCAAGAUAGUUUUCCGGAAGUGUUUAGUGGAACAGGCCUUUGUAAGAAAGCGCGGAUCAAGCUGCAGCUUAAGGAAAAUUGCAGCCCAGUUUUCCGUCCAAGGCGACCGGUCUCUUACGCAAUGCAGCCUAUAGUUGAGGAAGAACUGGACCGGUUGGUAAAGAUGAAUGUCAUAACGCCUGUCGACUAUUCAGAUUGGGCGGCCCCGAUUGUAGUUGUACGCAAAAGUAGUGGCAAAAUUCGAAUAUGUGGAGACUAUUCGACCGGGUUAAACGAUGCGUUGCAACCGCAUGAAUACCCGCUGCCACUGCCAGAUGAUAUUUUUGCGAAGCUAGCACAUUGCGUAGUGUUUAGCAAGAUUGAUUUAUCGGAUGCAUUCUUGCAGGUCGAAAUUGAGGAGCGUUACAGACCCUUUUUGACGAUAAACACGCAUCGAGGUCUUUACUUGUACAAUCGUUUACCUCCCGGAAUAAAAAUAGCACCAGCCGCAUUUCAGCAAAUCAUGGAUGCGAUGCUUGCCGGGUUGCGCGACACGUCUGGUUAUAUGGACGAUGUUGUCAUCGGAGGCAAGACUGAAAAAGAUCACGAUGAUAACCUGCGCAAGGUGCUUCAGCGUAUUAAAGAAUUUGGAUUUACCAUCAAGGCCGAAAAAUGUGCAUUCAAGAUGCAUCAAAUCGAGUACCUCGGACACAUCAUUGACCGUGCAGGUCUCCGGCCAAAUCCAAAGAAGAUCGAAGCCAUUGUUAAGCUGCCUGCGCCGACUAAUGUGAAUGAAGUUCGCUCAUUUUUAGGCGCUAUCAACUACUACGGCAAAUUUGUUCCUAGGAUGCGGGAUUUGAGGUACCCCCUGGACAGAUUAUUAGUAAACGAAGGUCAAUUUGUUUGGACAGAGCAGUGCGAAAAAUCUUUUAACAAAUUCAAAGACAUACUAAAAUCGAACCUUCUGCUAACGCACUAUGACCCUAGAGCCGAAAUUGUAGUAGCAGCGGACGCCUCCUCCGUGGGACUUGGAGCCACCAUUAGCCAUAAAUUCGCGGAUGGAUCGAUAAAGGUGGUGCAGCACGCGUCCCGCGCCCUAACAAAAGCAGAAGAAUCUUACAGUCAAAUAGACCGCGAGGGACUGGCAAUCAUAUUUGCGGUAACACGGUUCCACAAAAUGCUGUUCGGCAGGCAUUUCCGCCUGCAAACCGACCAUAGGCCAUUGCUGCAGAUCUUUGGAUCAAAAAAGGGCAUUCCCGUAUAUACCGCUAAUCGAUUGCAACGGUUCGCGUUAACACUCCAGUUGUACGAUUUCGAGAUCGAGUACAUACCAACGGACAAAUUCGGGAAUGCAGAUCUAUUAUCGCGUCUCAUCAGCAAGCACGCAAAGCCGGAACCGGAGUACAUGAUCGCGAGUGUCCAGCUCGAAGAGGUUAGAAGUUGCAGCUGCUACGGAAAACGAUGCUUUACUGCGUGA
This is a messenger RNA of Anopheles funestus (African malaria mosquito), 3105 nucleotides long. RefSeq lists its product as uncharacterized. Gene Ontology annotation, molecular function: nucleic acid binding; zinc ion binding. The transcript is spliced from 2 exons. The record is from RefSeq and is a predicted model, not a curated record. Bases 1 to 3105 code for a protein of 1034 amino acids. NCBI's taxonomy places the organism in Eukaryota, Metazoa, Arthropoda, Insecta, Diptera, Culicidae.